This is a messenger RNA of Vigna unguiculata (cowpea), 1041 nucleotides long. Its product is annotated as E3 ubiquitin-protein ligase RSL1-like. Gene Ontology annotation, biological process: protein ubiquitination. Gene Ontology annotation, molecular function: zinc ion binding; ubiquitin-protein transferase activity. NCBI's taxonomy places the organism in Eukaryota, Viridiplantae, Streptophyta, Magnoliopsida, Fabales, Fabaceae. The record is from RefSeq and is a predicted model, not a curated record.
AUGGUUCAUCAGAUGGGUUCGAAGGCUCCAAAGAAAGCAUUUUCAAAAUCUGAUAGAAAAGAUGCUAAGAAGAAAGUGUUGGGUUCCUCAUCGAAAAGUGAGAGGGUAGGGUCAAGUAGAAGACGCAUCGCAGUGGAUGCAGAAAACAACGAGGAAGAUGUUCCUUUGAGAAUCCGCAAAGGGAAACAGGUAAAGAGAGAAUCUUUGUGUAUGUGUGAUAUUUGCAUGGAUGUGAUACCUGAUGAAAGGAAGUUCAAGAUCCAAAACUGUUCUCACAUCUUUUGCAAUGGCUGCAUCAGAAGACAUGUUGCUGCAAAGAUCGAGGGGAAUAAAACAGUGGUGCGAUGUCCAAACCCUAAUUGCAAGAAUGUUAUAGAGCCUGAGCAUUGUCGUUCAAUUAUCUCUAAAAAAGUGUUUGAUAAAUGGGGAGAUAUCCUUUGUGAGAAUCUAGUGGUUGAAACGCAAAAGUUUUUCUGUCCUUUUAAGGAUUGUUCGGCUUUGUUGAUACGUGAUGGUGACGAAGUUGUGACUUCAUCGGAGUGUCCACAUUGCAAUAGACUGUUUUGUGCACAGUGCAAGGUUUCGUGGCAUGCAGGAAUAAACUGUGAGGAGUUUAAGAGGUCGAAAAGAGAGAAAGGAGAAAACGGAGACUCAUUGGUGCAGAAACUUGCGAAGAAGAAGGGUUGGAGAAAAUGUCCAAAAUGCAGGUUUUAUGUAGAAAGAAUUGCAGGAUGUUCACUCAUAACCUGCAGGGAUAGCAAGGCAAAGCAGAGACCCUGUAUAGAAGGGAAUAGUCACAGUGGGAAGGAUAUUAAAGAGAGGGAGAAAAUUCGAAAUUUGAGUUCAAAACCAGAACAUUGGCGCUCAUUGUGGGGUAUGGAAAAAUUAGUAGUUGACACCACUUAUACCAGACCAAAUGACAUCAGGAAUAAUGGAGGUGACCCUCCAACCGUGGAGCAAAUCAUGCAAUACAUUGAAGCCUUGAGGGAAGAAAACAAAAACAUGUGGAAGCAGGCGAAGGAAGAACGAUCCCGGCGGUAG